AUGGCAUCAACGUUGUUUAUCGCUUCCUUUGCCGUUUUCCUGACGUUUACGUUUCUAACUCCGUCAACUUCCACGGAAGUCGUCUCUCGACUCGACGUCCUCGGAUGGGUUUGCAACAACGGCUCCGUCCCGGACUUGGAGGCUUACCGCAGAUCUUAUCAGAUCAAUAUCGACAAGACCAGAGAUGACAUGAGGAACCUCAAGUUCGGGACUCAUGAAGACGGUGUCCCUCCUCAGAAGAUGUACUUUUUGUCGCAAUGCGUUAGCGAUCUCUCGCCUGACGAAUGUAGUCUCUGUUGGUCACGCGCCACCGAUCUCCUCUUUAAUUGUUUUCCCUCCCCCGGUGGUCGGUUUUACCUCGACGGUUGUUUCGUUAGGGCUGAUAAUUACAGCUUCUAUCGCGAGCCUGUUACACGUCAAGACACCAAGAUAUGUGGUGGUGAUGAGUCGUCGUCGUCUAGAGAAUUCAAAGGCUUAGUAAAGGAAGUGACCAAGUCCAUAGUUGAUACGGCUCCAUACAGCCAAGGCUUCUCGGUGGUGGCUAGGAAGAGCGUACACGGCUUAACUGCUUACGGAUUAGGAAUAUGCCGGCAAACGCUAGACGAUGAGUUGUGUCAACUGUGCUUAGCAGAUGGAGCUUUAUCGGCAACUAGCUGCUCACCAGCCACAGAAGCCUUCGUCAUGAAUGCAGGAUGCUACUUGCGUUACUCUAACUAUACCUUUUAUAACGAACGUGAAUUGCUUUCUAUGAGUUUAACGAAAGAACAUGUUCUGCGUAUACUGGUGAUUUCUAUGGUGUGUGUCUUGGCUAUUGCAUCUGGAUUUUGGUGUGGAAAAUGCAUUUAUUUGGGAGCUAGUUCAAAGAAGAAGCUUAAAGGAACUAAGACUAAAAAAAGUUAUCACUUGUUUGGACAUCUAAGGAUAGAGAAGGAGUCAAAGUCUGUAUCUAAUAACUCAAACUUGAUGUGCUUUAAGUAUUCAACUCUUGAGAAAGCAACCAACAACUUCAAUGAGAGUUGCAAGCUUGGUGUUGGAGGAUAUGGUGAAGUCUUCAAGGGAACUCUGUCUGAUGGCAGAGAGAUCGCUAUAAAACGUUUGCAUAUAUCAGGAAAUAAGACACGAGAAGAGAUUCAUAAUGAAAUAGAUGUGAUUAGCAGAUGCCAACACAAGAACUUGGUCAGGCUUAUAGGUUGCUGCUUCACUAACAUGAAUAGUUUCAUUAUUUAUGUGUUCCUCGCUAAUUCAAGCCUUGAUCACAUCUUGUUUAACUCGGAGAAGAAGAAAGAGCUAGAGUGGAAGAAGAGACGGGCAAUAAUCUUGGGAACAGCAGAAGGGUUGGAGUAUCUUCAUGAAGCUUGUAAGAUCAUUCACAGAGAUAUUAAAGCAAGCAACAUUCUGCUAGACUUAAAGUACAAACCGAAAAUCUCAGAUUUUGGUUUAGCAAAGUUCUAUCCAGAAGGUGGCAAAGACAUCCCUUCUUCCUCUCCCUCUCCUUCUCCCAUUGCUGGCACACUAGGAUACAUGGCUCCUGAGUACAUUAGCAAGGGCAUACUAAGCAAUAAGAUUGACGCUUAUAGCUUUGGAGUCCUUGUUCUUGAAAUAACCAGCGGUUUUAGAAACAAUAAGUUCCGGUCUGAUAACUCCCUUGAAACCUUAGUUACUCAAGUCUGGAAAUGUUAUGCUUCAGACAAGAUGGAGGAGAUGAUAGACAAAGAUAUGGAAGAAGAGACAGAUAAGACAGAAGUGAAGAGAGUGAUGCAGAUCGGUUUGUUAUGCACACAAGAGUCUCCACAGCUUCGUCCAACAAUGUCUAAGGUUAUAGAAAUGAUUAAUUCUACGGAUCUUGUAUUGCCCACUCCUACAAAACCGCCGUUCCUUCAUGAUUCUAUGUAG
This is a messenger RNA of Brassica oleracea var. oleracea, 1893 nucleotides long. Its product is annotated as putative cysteine-rich receptor-like protein kinase 43. Lineage: Eukaryota; Viridiplantae; Streptophyta; Magnoliopsida; Brassicales; Brassicaceae. Bases 1 to 1893 code for a protein of 630 amino acids. The transcript has 8 exons. Gene Ontology annotation, biological process: protein phosphorylation. Gene Ontology annotation, molecular function: ATP binding; protein kinase activity. The record is from RefSeq and is a predicted model, not a curated record.